AUGAUGACUCUCACUCCUAAAACCCUAUCCCCUUUCUCAUUUCUCUGCAACCCCAUACCAAAACACCAAAAUCAAAACUCAAAAUAUACCAUUGUAACCCAAUAUUCAGACUCCAGCUCAAAGCUAACCUUCAAUUCCAAUUGCGAGUCUGAGUUCCAGACCGAGAGGGGUCUUAAAUUUGAUAUCGGCGAGACCUUCUUCCGCCAUGAAAGCGCCACCGGCCGCGACCUCGGCGUGCUCGCCGCAGCGCUGUACAAGAGAUCCAAAGGCAAAUUGCGAGUUCUCGAUGCACUGUGCGGCUGCGGAAUUCGAUCCCUUCGGUACCUCAUCGAGGCAGAGGCCGAUUUUGUUUUAGCAAAUGAUGCAAAUGAUGAUAACAGGAAAGUUAUCACGGAGAACUUGUCGCAGAUAGAGAGUAGUUCUGGCGACGAUCCGAGGUGGGCAGUGACGCUUUCGGAUGCAAAUCGGAUCAUGACGGAGUGUUAUCUCAAAAGAGAUUUCUUUGAUUUGAUUGACAUUGAUUCAUUUGGGAGUGAUUCCUCGUUUCUGAGGUCGGCGAUUAAUGCUUUGAAAUUGGAUGGGUUGUUGUAUGUUACUUCCACUGAUGGAUUCUCGUCGGGUGGUCGCAGGCCUCAACAAACUUUAGCUGCAUAUGGAGCUUAUGUUCGACCUAUGCCAUAUUCAAAUGAGCUUGGUUUGCGAAUGCUUAUAGGAGGGGCUGUGAGGGUAGCUUCUGUGCUGGGGUAUCGAGUUACUCCUCUAUUUUCAUACUAUUCAUAUCAUGGACCCAUUUUCAGAGUCAUGCUCCGUGUCAAUCGAGGAAAGCUUCCUGAUAACAGAAAUUAUGGUUUCAUCAGCUACUGCCACAACUGUGGAAGUUCUCAAGAAUAUUCAUGGGCUGAACUUGGUCGGAUGAGUUGCCCCUGCAGCGAUUCAAAGGUAAAAGGAUGCGUUUCUUCGCUAAAAUUCGCUCUCAUUCAUGUAGUGGUUUCCAAGUCAUUAGUUGUUUCUGGCCCCCUCUGGACGGGGCCUCUGCAUGAUACCGUUUACAUUACAGAAAUGCUGCAUUUGGCUGAGGAAUGGGGAUGGGCAGGCAGUGGCUCGGGAACUGAUCUCGACAAGCUUUUGAACCAAAUGGUGGCCGAGAGUGACCCCAGAUUACCGUUUGGGUACACCAAGUUGGACGAGGUGGCCAGCCGUGCGAAAGUAAAUUCUCCACCGCUCAGAGCCGUUAUGUCCACCCUUGAAAAGGAGGGAUAUGCUGCGAGUAGAUCACACAUUGAGUCCAACGCAAUCAAGACAAACUGUUCAAUGGCAGGUUGCAUUAGAAUUGCUAAGCAACUUCAGCAGUGCUCCAGUGCUGAAUGA
Molecule: messenger RNA, 1368 nt
Organism: Prunus armeniaca (apricot)
Lineage: Eukaryota; Viridiplantae; Streptophyta; Magnoliopsida; Rosales; Rosaceae
Source: the annotation of a GenBank genome assembly